CCCCAACGCAAAUACGCAAUACACAUGACAACAAAAAUUCCACUAACUACCCCAAAAUCUUCUUCAAAUCCUUAGAAAAAAAAUCGCUCCUUUUUUCACCUCAUUUUCCCCCUUUAUUCUCGUAAACCAUGACUUGAAUCGACAAGAAGAAGAAGAAAAAGGAGGAGGAAGAAGUAAAAGGACGAUUUUGCCCUUCAAUCGGAAGAAGAAGCGAUGGGGGCAUCGCUAUCGAACCUCGGUACGAACGGUUCGAUGAUCGGUCCAGGCCUCGGCGACAUACCGGAGGGUUGCGUGGCGCGCGUGUUCCUCCACCUAUCGCCGCCGGAGAUCUGCAACCUUGCGCGACUCAACCGCGCAUUUCGCGGCGCCGCCUCCGCCGAUUCCGUUUGGCAGUCCAAGCUUCCAUCUAACUAUCACGAUCUUCUCGAUCUCGUGCCUCCCGAGAGGUACAAGAAUCUCUCAAAAAAGGACAUUUUUGCCCUCUUAUCUCGCCCCGUGCCAUUCGACGACGGCAAUAAGGAAGUGUGGCUCGACAGGGUGACAGGAAGGGUUUGCAUGGCAAUUUCGGCAAAGGCAAUGGCAAUUACUGGAAUUGACGACCGGAGAUACUGGAAUUGGAUUCCUACAGAAGAAUCUAGGUUCCAAAUUGUAGCAUAUUUGCAGCAAAUAUGGUGGUUCGAAGUGGACGGGGAGGUAAAGUUUCCAUUUCCUCCUGAUAUAUACACACUCUCCUUUCGACUUCACCUUGGACGGUUUUCUAAAAGGCUCGGACGGCGUGUAAGCAAUUACGAACACACUCAUGGUUGGGAUAUAAAACCUGUGAAAUUCGAGUUAUCCACUUCAGAUGGUCAACAUGCAUCAGGCGAAUUCUGCUUGGACGAAACCGAGCUCGACGAUGGAUACGGCAACCAUAAGCGUGGAUACUGGGUAGAUUACAAGGUGGGGGAGUUCAUAGUCAGUGGAUCAGAGCCUAAGACUGAGGUUAGAUUCUCCAUGAAACAAAUUGAUUGUACACAUUCCAAAGGUGGCCUUUGUGUAGAUUCUGUAUUUAUUAUACCUAGUGAUUUGAGAGAGCGUAAGAGAAGAGGCAUUUUGAAAUAGCCACACAUGCAAAUUAGGAAGUUUUUUGUUUAGUAAUGUCAGACUCUGUUAGGGUCUAAAAGCUUAUAUAUAUACUUCUAAACAAAAUUGAGGAUUUGGAGAAAAUAAUCUUCUGCUGAGUUUUUUUU
Molecule: messenger RNA, 1229 nt
Organism: Arachis ipaensis
Lineage: Eukaryota; Viridiplantae; Streptophyta; Magnoliopsida; Fabales; Fabaceae
Gene: PP2-A15
Product: phloem protein 2-A15
Molecular function (GO): protein binding
Source: RefSeq, a predicted model, not a curated record